This is a messenger RNA of Trichomonas vaginalis G3, 1245 nucleotides long. RefSeq lists its product as uncharacterized. NCBI's taxonomy places the organism in Eukaryota, Parabasalia, Trichomonadida, Trichomonadidae. The record is from RefSeq and is a predicted model, not a curated record. The transcript has a single exon. The coding region runs from base 1 to 1245 and encodes 414 amino acids.
AUGGAUGUAAGGAACGAUACAACCACUAAAUAUAAUUUUAACAUGUAUAGUGCCUUUCCACAUUUUAUCAAAGCUCGAGGUUGUGCGGGUAUUUUUGCCGUUGGAACAAAUCUUUAUACAGAAAAAUGCAGUUUUAAAUCGAAUAAGAUGAUAUAUGGCGGAUCAUUUGAUAAUGCCCAUGAUGUCGGCGUUGAUGUAAUGCUAUAUAAUGAAGAUGAGAUUCCUAUUUUUUGGUAUACAGUCAACGAUUGCUUUAGAGAUUGGCAUCUUUCCACUUCUUUGAUUGGGAAAGGAUAUAUUCAAUUUGUUAACAAUUCUGAUUGUACGCAUAAUGACUCUUAUCCAAUAACAGAAACUUAUAAUGUAUCAAUUCCAAAAGCAACAUCAAGUAAUGCAGUUUCAAAAAUUGAAACAUCCUCUGUUCCAGAUCCAACUAGCUAUACAUUUGUUGCAACUCCGAUUACAAAAUUGCCAAUGGCUACAACUCAGAGUGUAAAUUUUUCUCAUGCUUCCAUUUACACAAAAACAACAAAAUUUUCAUAUAUACCAUCAUUAGAACGCACUCCACCACCAACACUGCAUACUACUCCAAUCCAAACUCCCGAAUUUACUUUAUUCCCAUCAACACCAUUACCAACACUUAAACCCAAUGAAACAGAAUCAAUUAUUGAAACAUUGACACAAAUUUUGACAACCACAAAAAUCAUUGAAUCAUCUUCAACACUCGUUGAAACAAACAUUACGGAGUAUACCCUUACAAAUACGACAUCAUCAACAACUGCUGAGGAGACAUUAACUUACUUCGAAACUUAUAUCAAUUCAACAAUUAUUCGCAAAACAUUGAUUUCUCAAGUUACUUUUUAUGUUGUUCCAACAUCAAUUUAUAUCAUAACAAAUGUUACAUACAUCACUAUCAUAUAUGUUGAAGAUAAUACACACGCAAGCUCCAUGAAAUCAUCAACUGUAAUUCUUAUAUCAGCCAUUGUUAUUGCAUCCAUUUUCUGUUUAGCUUUGAUUGGCAUUACAUUAUACAGAAAAUCUCGUGAUGCACCAUCAACAAGCUCUACUUUCGAAGAAACUGCCGACUUAGAUGAUGAUCCUGAACGUACUAUGACCGAUAUUCAUUUCCUUGAGGAUGAUACACCAGAUAUCGCUGUGCAAAAUUUAGGUGAAGAUGAAAUGUUCGAACCUACGAAUCAAUCCAAUCUUGAAGAUGAUGAUAAGUUCCUCCAUGGUGAUUUCUAA